This is a messenger RNA of Colletotrichum graminicola M1.001, 1533 nucleotides long. RefSeq lists its product as uncharacterized. The record is from RefSeq and is a predicted model, not a curated record. Gene Ontology annotation, biological process: proteolysis. Bases 1 to 1533 code for a protein of 510 amino acids. NCBI's taxonomy places the organism in Eukaryota, Fungi, Ascomycota, Sordariomycetes, Glomerellales, Glomerellaceae. The transcript has a single exon. Gene Ontology annotation, molecular function: metallopeptidase activity.
AUGGCGCCCCGCGGACGUCCAAAGGGUUGUCCCCACGACUCCAUCCUCGUCGAAGCUUCCGAGUACGGCCGCAGGAAAGCCGGCUUCGUCCGCGUCCCGGCCGGGAAACGCAUCGCAGCGAUGGAGCCGUCCGUCAGGGCCGCCGCCAACUCCGCAACGACCGACGCCGUCGACUCCGCGCCGGACCCCUCCACGUUCCCGGGCCCGCUCGUCCUCCCCGACGACGACCUCGCGCUAGACCCGCGAAGUGCGCCGCAGAGCGCGCGGUCGUGGGCAAAGGGGCGCUGGCGGAAUCCGAUCAAGCCGGAGAGGAAAACGCUGUACGUUGCCGACGUCCCCGCCAUCGGCGAGGACGCGGCGUUUAUGGCGGCGUGGGCCUCUCCCGACCUCUCCGGGGCGAAGACGCCGCCCAUCGCGGCGGACAGGCUGGAGCUCCCCGAGGUCGAGCACGUGAGGGGGUACAUUGCCGCGUUCUACCACCCACUACCGGUGAAGCGUCUCCCGGCGGCGCUACGGUUCGUCAAGUGGGAGAACGGCGGGAAGCGAUCACUUGCAAGCAGGAGGCUAAAGGGGACCGCGAUGGUCGGCCUGGAGACGGGGGAUGGGUCGGUGGUGGGGAUCCGAACGAGGCCAGUGCCGGACGGCCUGGCGCGGAUGCAGCUCAACCUGUGCGACCUGCUCGACGCGCUGGCGGCAGUGCUGCCGGCGGAUGCGUACGCCGCUUGCAUGGUCGUCGCACAGGACCUGUACGAGGACGACGACGACGACUUCUGCUGCGGGCGGGCGUUUGGCGGGAGCCGGAUCUGCGUGGUUUCGGGGUUCCGGUACCGGCCGCUGCUGGACGAUGUCCAGGGGGUGGAGAGGGAGCACAUGUGGCCGGCGUCGCACUGCGAGAGGUUCGUGGUUGAGGCGGUGGAGUGGUGGGAGGAGCAGGACGCCGCCGAGGGCGACGAGGGCGAAGGGGCUGAGACGGAGAAGGGGACGAAGAUGAGGGGCAAGGGUGGUGGUGCCGAUGAUGGUGGGGAGAUCACGAUCGGUCUGAAGCAGUUGAAGGACACGGCGAUGGGUGCCGCCGUCAAGGCGUCGAGGGCUGUCCUGGUCCCGAGGUCGGCCCCGAAGCGCUCCCGGGACGAGGACCUGGAGGGACUGUGGUUCGCCCGGGUCGCGAGGACGGCGGCGCACGAAAUCGGCCACUGCCUCGGGAUGGGCCACUGCGUGUACUACGCGUGCGUUAUGCAGGGCACCGGCGGACUGGGGGAGGACGCGCGGCAGCCACCAUACCUCUGUCCCGUGUGCGAGGCCAAGGUGGUCUGGGGCCUCGGCGAGAUGGGUGUCGUCGAGGGCUGCCGGGCCGGGACGUGGCGGGAGGGCAGGCGGAGAUCGGUGGAGCGGGAGAGGAUGGAGGCCAUGAGAGGGUUCUGCGAGCUGUGGAAAGGGGUGGGCAUGUUUGCCGGGUACGCGGGCUGGUUGGAUGCGAGGUUGAAGGGGGAGUUUGGGACCCGGGAGGUGGGGGUGAUUGACUUGACGGAGUAA